AUGCAUAUUGUUGGUACUUGCUCAGACAUUGAAAAGUCAUUUUUACGAUUGACAAAAGCACCUGAAGCAUGUGAAGUAAGACCUGUUUCUGUUUUAAGAAAUUCACUUAGAAAUGUCAAAGAAAAGUGGAUAGAAAAACAGGAUUAUAGAUAUGCAUGUGAUCAGUUGAAAUCAAUUCGACAAGAUUUAACAGUGCAAGGGGUAAGGGAUAGUUUUACAGUUGAUGUAUAUGAAACUCACGCGCGGAUAGCUUUGGAAAGAGGUGAUCACGAAGAGUUUAACCAAUGUCAAACUCAACUUAAAAUGCUUUAUACGGAGCUACCAUACUGUAGAACCAAUGCAGCUGAAUUUACAGCCUAUAGGAUAUUGUACUAUGUAUUUACUAAAAACACAUUAGAUCUUACAACAAUUUUUCAAUUUCUCUCUAAGGAGGAUAGGGAAAAUGAAUGUAUUAAACAUGCAUUACUUACGCGAUGUGCAUGGGCAACAGGAAAUCUACAUAAAUUUUUCAUGUUGUAUAAGACUGCUCCAUUGAUGGCUGGCUACCUUAUGGACUGGUUCGUGGAAAGGGAGAGGAAGCAAUACCUGAAAUACAUCAUUAAGUCCUACAGGCAGUCAGUUCCUGUGGACUUCAUCAUACGAGAGUUGGCGUUUGAGUCGAGGUCGAAGGCUGUAGAAUUUUUAAACCAAUUUCCAUUAUCGUACACUGGCUGUGAUCAAAAUCAACUAGAUUGCAAAGCCAGCCUCCCAGCUGUUGCAAGUAUU
Messenger RNA from Iphiclides podalirius (scarce swallowtail), 765 nucleotides. NCBI's taxonomy places the organism in Eukaryota, Metazoa, Arthropoda, Insecta, Lepidoptera, Papilionidae. The record is from the annotation of a GenBank genome assembly.